GCCCUGCACUCGCCUUUUAAACGGAUGUCAGAAGUAGUGAACCUACUGUACGGCCGUGCCUACCGCUCGGACCAUGGCGGAAGACGACGACACGAAAAUUCGGGUUUUGCAAAGUCUCCGGGGGAAGAUCUGUGAAGCGAAGAAUCUGGGUUCCUGUUCCGGGCCGAACUGGCUCCGGGAUGGCUGCACCUUCUGCACCAUCAGCCUGGAUCAGGAGGAGGUGUACCGCACCAAAGUGUUUGAGAAAAAUCUCAGUCCUUUCUAUGGAGAAGACUUCUAUUUUGAAAUCCCGCGGGCGUUUCAGUAUUUGUCUUUCUACGUUUAUGCGAAGACUGUUUUCCAGAGGGACCUCCCUGUAGGAAAAGUGGCGAUUCGCAAAGAGGAUUUGAGUAAGUACAGCGGGAAGGAGCACUGGUUCGGCCUGCAACCUGUGGAUGCUAACUCCGAGGUCCAGGGAAAGGUCCAUCUGGAGAUGCGGCUAAAUGAAGUCAUCACGGAUAACGGAUCUGUGUGUCAGCAGCUGGUGGUCCGCAUCAUUGAGUGUCAGGGUCUCCCCUUGGUCAACGGGCAGAGCUGUGACCCCUACGCUAUGGUGUCCCUCAUGGGACCUGCCAGAUCUGACCAUAAGAAGACCAAAGUGAAGAAGAAAACCAGCAACCCCCAGUUUGGAGAGACCUUCUACUUUGAGGUGACCCGGUCCAGCAGCUAUACUAAGAAGUCUCACUUCCAGGUGGAAGAGGAAGACAUCGACAAGCUGGAGAUUAAGGUCGACCUGUGGAACAACAGCUUGGCCCAGGAUGUUUUCCUCGGAGAGACUAGAGUUUCAGUUAAGAUUCUGCGCAGAAACUCUAUUCACCAGGCCUGGUACUUAUUACAACCGAAGGGCAACUGCAAGACAUCAAAGGUGGACGAGCUUGGAUCCCUACGCCUGAACGUGACCUACAUCGAGGACACGGUGCUGCAAUCAGCCUGCUACGAGCGGCUCCGUGCGCUGAUGCUCAAGUCCCCGGAUGUGAAGCCCAUCUCUGCAUCGGCAGCCCACAUCCUGGGGGACCUGUGCCGAGAGCGCUACGAGGCCGUGCUGCCCAUGGUGCGCCUGCUGCUGCACCACAACAACCUGGUGCCUUUUGUGACGGCCGUGGCGGCACUGGAGCUGGAGAACACGCAGGAAGCAAACACCAUAUUUCGAGGCAACUCGCUGGCGACGCGCUGCAUCGACGACAUGAUGAAGGUAGUGGGCCGAAGUUACCUGACCAUGACCCUCAAGCCUGUCUUGGAGGAGAUCUGCGACUCCAACAAAUCAUGUGAAAUUGAUCCGUUAAAACAAAAAGAUGGAGACAAUCCAGAUGCCAACAAGGAGAAUCUGCAGCAGUUCGUGCAGAAGGUCUUCUCCUCCAUCACGCAGUCCAGCGUCAGCUGCCCGCCCAUCAUGUCUGAUGUCUUUCGCUCCCUAAGACAACUGGCUACUAAGCGUUUUCCCGACGAUCCGCAUGUCCAGUAUUCGGCGGUCAGCAGCUUCGUGUUCCUGCGCUUCUUCGCCGUCGCUGUUCUGUCCCCGCACACCUACCAGCUCCGCCCUCACCACCCGGACAAUGAGCUGACCCGCACCCUGACCCUCAUCUCCAAAACCAUCCAGACUCUCGGCAGCUGGGGCAGCUUGUCGAGGAAUAAGCUGUCCAGUUUUAAGGAGUCCUACAUGUAUGAAUUCUUCAAAUCAUUCCAAGAAGAGAAAUAUGUUGAAGAAGUUAAGAAGUUCUUAGAUGAGAUUUCCUCCAACGUGAGUAAGGGCUCCGUCGGGGUGGAGGACGCCUUGGUGCUGAGAGAAGGGGAGGUACAGAAACGAGCACAGGGCAGGAAGCGGAUUGGCAAGAACUUCAAGAAGCGUUGGCUUCGUGUGACCAAUCGGGAGCUGUCUUACCACAAACAUAAGGGAAAGGAGCCUCUGUGUGUCAUUCCAGUGGAGGACAUCCUGGGGGUGGAGAAAGUGGAUGACAACGCUUUCAGUCGGAAGAACGUGAGUGUCGCCCGACCCCCGCGGCAGAACGGCGGGGUGUGGAGUCUCCGGGUGUGUGAUGGCCUGUUCUCCUCCCAGAUGUUCCAGGUGAUGCUCUCAGAGAGGCCUCUCUACAUCCAGGCCAGUAAUUGCGUGGAGGUCUGCGAGUGGCUGGAGGUGCUGGGCCAGGUGAGCCGCUGUAACCCGGGGCGACGGAGUCACCACCAUCCCUCUGCCUACGUGUCCGGGGCUUGGCUCUGCUGCCGCGCCCUGAAUGAAAGCCACCCCGGCUGCAAGCCUUGCACUCCCAGCCUAGCCAGCCUUCAGCUAGAGAUCGACUGUGACCGAGAAACCGAAAGGAUCUUCUCCCUCUUUUCUGCCAACUAUUCUAAGCUGCAGAAAAUGGAAGAUGCCUGUGCCAGCAUUGCUGUGUACCAGGGUCCUCAGAAGGAGCAAGAGGAAUACUCUCUAUUCACCAUCCAGGACCCCAAAGAGACCUUCCGCACCAUCCAGGAGAUCCGUGCAGUCCUGCAGGACUUAAGGGAGCAGCAUGAGGCCACUAGGAACGCCCUAGGAACUGCCAAGUACGGCAGUCAGGAAAACCCCAUAGUUGGAAAAGGUUGUUAGCACAUGGCCAAGACUGCGAUCAGCCAUUGCGAUCAGCCAUGCGAUCAGCGUGACAGUCGCAAGUUUAACACUGGAGCAACACGGAAUCAGAACGUACACUGGGAAUGCUGCUCGCCGGGGAUGGAGAAAUGGCCACACCUGAUUUCGAGAUGUAGACAGAAAGGUGGGACCAGGAAGGCAGACGUGAUGUUUGCCUGGUUUCUUAUUGGUUUUUUUCUCCAAAGCCAGUCCGGAAGCUGUUUUGUGUUUCUCUUUCCUCUUCAAUCGGUUCUUUUCCAGUUUUUUGAGGGAAGUCUUUCAGGAAUCCUUUAGGUAUGAGUUGCCGCUGAAGUUGAAAUAUGUUUUGUGGUUUCUUUAGCUGUGAAAGCAGAACGUGAUUUCUGUAAAUAGUCAAAAUGCUUUCUUGGAAAUUUUUGAUUUUUGUCGUUCUUGGUCAGUCGGCCGCGGUCUUCCCGCGCCUUUCUGUUGUGCCGUCUCUGACGUUCAGACUAGAUAUCUAUCAACACCUAGGAACGUCUUGGUGGAGGGAACAUUCUGCAUGUCUUCUAACAUACUUUCAUUUGAGUGAUUAACGGGCGUUUCCUUGUUUCCUUUUAUUUAUAGAUGUACAUAACUUUUUUUCCUUUUGUCAUUUGUGGGGGAGAAAUGUUUGAAGCACUUUAUAUUUGGAAUAUUCCAGAUUGAAUUAUUUCGAUACUUAGUAUCAUCUUACUCUGUAUUGAUCAGUUAAAUGAUCACACCAGAUUUUUGUAAUUCUUGUGCAGUGAGGAUUUUUUUUAUAUUUUCUGACACCAAAGAACUCGAGGUCAACUUGAAAAGGAAAACCGUAUAUUUUGGACGGACAUUUUAAAAAGUGGAAAAAAAAAAAUCUGUUAUGCUGUUUUCACUGUGUGUUGUAUGUGUGUUGUAUGUGUGUGUCUACCCAAACACUCCUGUUUUUCACAUUUUGUCACCUUUCUCUCUGACCCAUGGCUGCAGGUCACCGUUAAUAUCAUGAUUGUGUCCAGUCUUAGCCUUUUGUUUAUACGACCCCAGGUUGAAGGGACCCGCUUGUGCCUCAUUUUGUGCCUGGGGCCAUUCGCUACACUGCUGAUGCUUAUGAGACAUUUGCCUCACCUCCAACUCCCCCCUCCCCCCAAGAUGUUAAUCAGACGAUGUUUACGUAGUCAUGUCAUCGCUCUAAUAUUGGUUUUACCCAUAAUUUGAAUUAAAUAAUAUUAACGGCGGAUAUAAACUUGAACUUCAGCAAAAAGUGAAACAUUUUGUCUCUGGAGAUGUUAGCAAUCGGUCUGUAGGAUUGUAUUUCUAACGCGUUGUAUUUUUAAUUGUGCAAAUCGGUACUUUGGAUUUUACUCUUCAAACGAAGGUACUUCAGAUGGUUGCAGUAAGUGAGCGUGUUGCUUGUUUGUCGAAUAAUGCUACUGUACUGAAUUGUGUGAGGGGUUGAGAUGUGUGUGAGGGUGGUUCAUACCGUUGCCUUGUGGUACUUUUUAAACAGACUGAACCGUACAAUAUUUUAUUCAUCUGCCAAUCCAGCCAUACUCACCGUACGGUACUAUUGUAUGACUAUACCGUAUGUUACUGCGCGCUUUUUCCAAUUUUAUUGCACUGUACUUCACUCCCAUGCCAGUUUAAACAGUCUAGUACUGUUUACUAUACAGUACUCAUACCCUGUAAGAAAGUGCUGUGCGGUACUGUAUUUAAAUUCCAUAAUCUCUCCAAGUUUAUGUUCCUGUCACAUGGCCUUUCAGUUUGUUUGCUUCUACACGUGUUUAAAUCAUGAAGAAUUCUUAAUAUCGUGGGUUCAAUCUUAAUGUUUGUCCACUGAUUAUUUUUUUAGUUUUUUUUUUUUUGUUCGUUUUGUGUUUUUCCUCAUAAACGAGGGCGGAGAUUUCAAUGACGGAAAAUUCGAUCACUGAAUAUUCUAGGGAAGUCAGUCAUGUCGAAGGCCUUGUUGACUUGUCAUGGGCAGCUUUCAGCAUACGCUCCAGUCUGGUAUUCAUUGUCGUUUUACACAUCUAAGUUACCAUAUACUACUCUGCUAGAUGGCGCCCUCUGUAUCCCAGUGUGGCGAGCUCACUGCCAGUACCAGAGGAUACAUUAGGCACAACCUUUGAGAUCAGCUCCCUGGCACUUUUGAGUAAUGAAUCAAGAUACUGCCCCUCAGAUCUGCAUGACUUAAUGCAGUUCUUUCAGAUCUGUGACCUCUGACAGCAAAAUGGUAUAGUUCAGCCAGCGCUGUGACCACAGGAUGAUGCGUUUCGGAAAGUACCAUUAGAUUAACGAUGGGGGUGGCGAUGCUUCUCUGCCCUCUCCACUCUUUCUAAUCGUUUCCCUAAUCACAGGAAGAAAAAAAACUAGUUGACUAUACUAAAUAUAUUGGAAUGUUUUUGUUUUAUUUAAACUUUUAUAGUUUUUUAAAACAAAUUAAUAUUCUUUUUAUUGUUGCUGGAAAUAUUUUACAAUAAAAAAAAAAAUGUUGUCGGCUCUA
Molecule: messenger RNA, 5111 nt
Organism: Brienomyrus brachyistius
Lineage: Eukaryota; Metazoa; Chordata; Actinopteri; Osteoglossiformes; Mormyridae
Gene: rasa2
Product: RAS p21 protein activator 2
Exons: 23
Coding region: 74-2620 (848 amino acids)
Biological process (GO): intracellular signal transduction; regulation of GTPase activity
Source: RefSeq, a predicted model, not a curated record